UCGGGGGCCGCGCCGGGUCGCAUUUCUCUCCAGUGCCCGAGGCGGCUCCGGUCGGGAGAGCCUUUCGCCACCUCCACGGGGACCUCUGUGCACGGAUGGACCCGCCCGGACCCGGCGGGAAGCGGCCUGGCAGGCGGCGGCCCCGGCAGCGUCAGCAGAGGGAGGACAGGGCCGAGGCCGCGGGUCCCUGAGGCGCGCGGGCCCACGGGGCCCGGCGUUGGCACCAUGAUGCCGGGCGAGACCCACUCGGCGGCGCCCGGGACGGCGGCGGACCUGUCGCGGUGUCAGGGCUGCGCCUCCCUGCAGCAGAAUUUAAACGAGUAUGUUGAAGCACUAAUUACCUUGAAGCAGAAAAUUAUUAAUACAGAUAAUUUAUUAACAGAAUAUCAGAAGAAAUGUGAUGAGCUGCAGUUUGCCAGAAGAGAGAAUAGUACUCUGCAUCACCAAGUGGAACAGAUGCUUCAAAAAAUUUCUCCUCUGCAGAAAUGUCAGGAAGAAUUGGGAUCUUUAAAAGCAGAGCUAGAAGAGAAGAAGAGUUCUCUGAAGUUGUACCAAGAUACUCACCAGGAAUAUGCACGUGUAAAAGAAGAAUGCUUGAAAACUGAUGCUCAGAAGAAGAAAUUAGAAGCCAAGGUGAAAAAGUUGGAAGAGGCUGCUGUCAAGCAAACACAGGACUUCAAGCAGCUGAGGAAUGAAAAGAAAAUACUUGAAAAGGAAUUUAAGAAGACCCAGGAACGACUCGACGAAUUUUCUAAACAGAAAAAUGAAAAGGAGUUGAGACAUAUUGGAACACAAAUUUCAAGUGAUUCCUACGGAAGCAUAGAUAAAAGAAAGGUAAAACUACUCCUGAAGGAACUCUGGCUCUGCAUCAAUACCACACACAGACUACCUGGCGAAGGCAGCAGAUGUGUCAUAGAGAAACCUGCCAAAGAGACCCCCGGGCCCACGGAGUCCCAGGACGAUGGUGCACCCCCUCCAGCGGGCAGCAGGCCUCUGAAAGCCGCACCUCUGCAGACAUGCCUGGCGGAACUGUCCAUGGAGAUAGAGGGUGACUUCUCUGCAUGUAGGCAUGUGGGGAAAGAGGGGCCUGGUGGACCCGCUCACCAUGAUGACCACGUUUCUAAUGAGGGCCGGCACCCGGAGCUUCCAGUGCCCCGGAAUGACGAGGACAUUACUGACUUCUCUGAACGGGAUGCCUGUUUCGAUGAAGAUCUCCAGGCUGCAGUUGACUUCUUCAGACGCCCACCUCCACUCUUGUCUCCCGUGCCAUCCCCCCCUCUGGUAUCCUUACCACCCCUGAGCACUUUACCUUCUUCGCUCGCACCCGAAACCUACUUUGGAGAGUAUACAGAUUCCAGUGAUAACGAAUCGUCCCAUAAUAGAAAUUCUCCUGAGUCUGUUUCAGAAGAUGAGACGUCUGGAUCACAGUAUUUUGGUUCGUCCAGAAAAAGUAAAGGAAGUAGUGGUACCUGGGAGGAAAAGCUGAAAUCACAUGAAGCCAGCCAAGCCCUAACUACAUUGGAAGUCAACGAAGUGACAACUGUUGGGUUUGGGACAUUUACAGCAACACUUCAGCCUUCAGCCACAUACUCCUUAGCUCAUGAGAAACAUUGGAUGGUGUCCUCUGAAUCCACUAGUGGUGGGAGAAGAGGCAUUUUAGAUGAAGCACAGAGACAGAGAGAGGUUAAGGAGGUGGAUAAGUCGGUGCAGACAGAGAACACACUUCACGAACCUAUCAGAAACGUGUGUGUGGAGAUGUUGUCUGGCAGCCGGGCACAGGGCAGGGGAGCAGCCCCCCAGAAGUCUGACGUGUGUUCUUCCUCACUUGGCAAGAGGCCAUUCAGUGAGCUCACAGAAUCUGAAGGAGAAACCCUACUAUCUGAAAUGAUAGGAUCACCCAAAUCACAAUUUACUAGGUGGACACUAAGUAAUGAUAUCCCUCUGGAAUCGGAUCAUAUGUCCAUUUCUGACCAUUUUCAGGGAAUGUGUAGAGUACUGGGAAAGGAGAGGGAUGUUCCAGGGUUUGUUUUAGGAGCAUCACCUGAACCAGAGGACGAUACAGGUGACGUGGUGGGUGCCACAGGGCUUGGCAUUGAUGCCAGGCUUUCUUCCUCUUCUACCUCGGGAACAUCGUCUGUCUGCAGUGGCUCCCCGUCUUCCUCUACUGUCAAGUAUGCUCAUGAUCUGCACAUUCCUGCCCAAGUUAGCCCCCUGGAACUGCAUCACUCUGAACAAAAGUUACAAGCUGAAACCCUGAAUGUGCUAGAUCUGCAGCCUGAGCCCCCAGAGUGUCCUGCCAGAGAGAACCAUCUGGAGAAUAGCUUGUGUGCUUUGAGCCCUGAGUUGGGAACAUCAAAUUUUAAUCAGAGUAGCAGUGAGGUCGAGUGCACAAACGUCGUGAAAGGCAUGCCCAAAGUCUGUUCGCUUCCACAGUCAGUAUUUAUAAAAGCUAUGAAAGAGGCACAGUGUGGAAGUCAGGGCCCCAGAACUGAGCUCCCCCUCACUCGGGCGGAUUCCACACCAUUGCUAGAGUCUCAGUGCAGCUUGACCAAGAGUGGAUUUGGUUUUGUUAAAAGCCCUUCGUGGCACCAUACUGAUCUGUUAAGGAGAGGUGGGGAAGAAAGGCUGAGAGCUAAGUCAGAACAUGAACAGAAGACUAACCAUCAGGUACAAAAGGCAGUGCCAUCCUUAGAAAGUAGAGGAUCCACACCCAGGCAUGAACAUGCUGGAGAAAAUAACCCUGUGGCGCUCAGAGCUACUGCAUCUCUGUUGCCUAACCAAGUGUCAGUGAUCACCAAGCAGGCCAGGCCCGAGGUGGUGUCCAGCACUAGAUGGGAGCCCUGGGGGCGGCAGAGGACUGAGCCUGUCUUCACAGCAGCACAUGCCAGUCCUGGGGCUGCUCCCACAGCCUCUGUUGCCGGAUGUGCCAGAGAAAGAGAGGACACGGCACAGAGUGCCCAGGGGGUGGCUGCUACUGAAGGGACCUCACCGCAAGUUUCUGCCUCAUGGAGAAAAUUAGCAUUUAGUUUUCCUAGUGAUUCUUUACCAGUAGGAAUUUCUCACUGUUCCACAAAUAGCAAACUGUCUUUCUCUUCUGAAAACAUCCCAGUCCAAAGCCAAAGCAUCAUGAUGGAAGCCUCAGCGCAGGAAGCAGCACGAAAGCAAAGUUUGCUCCUUCAUGCCACAGAUCUGGACUCAUCUGGGCCACAUGCAGAUGGACCUCCUCCACCCGCAGAAGUGCCAGUGUCUAGAAGCUUUCCUGCUGACAAUGUAGCCUAUGGGGGCCCGGGCAGAUCUAGUGGGGAGGCCCUGGCCGUCCCAGAAGAUGCUCCUCGUGUCCGGCAGAGCCUGAAGGAGCCACCGGAGCUGCCAUCUCAGACUCUUGGUGGUGCUUCUCAAGAUGCAGGCACUGCAGGGACUGUUCUUCCAUGCACAAUUCUCAGAAAAGAUGAAGAGACACAUGCUGUCCCCUUGGGUGGCCUCGCUGGGGCCCUGUGUUACACUGGCAUUCGGGAGACAGGAGGCGGUGACACAGAAGUGGAGGAGAGUGAGGCACCUAGCUGCAGUGAGGGGGAGAGUGAGCCCGAGGCUGCAAUGGGGGACAGACAACAGAGGAUGGCCUUUGCCUCCAGAAAAGGUUUAGGAGGUCCAGGUGCUGGUACAGCCGAGCCCAGGCCUUCCGUCGAGGUGGGGUGUCUGACCUCAGCGCUGCAGGAUUUCAACAUCAGUACCCUGUCAGAGAUCGAUGGACUCUCCACAUCAGAAGUCGUGAUGUUUCUUGAAAGUUGUCAGUUAAGAGAUUAUAGCUCAGGGGACUCUGUGUCAGAAUGUUCUAGCAAAGGAACCCUCAAUAAAGAAAUGAACAAAGAUUUAAAGACAGGUGAACUAUCAGGAGAAAAAUACAGAAAGCAGCUCUGCGAAGAAGAAACACUUGGAACCUCCGAAGAGUGGAUUGAAUCCGAGGAGGAUGACGGUCCCUUGAGCACAAGUCAGCUCACCCGGCAGUCCCUGGAAACGCUGUCCGAGGUCCUCACCAGGAUUGGACAGGAGCUUCAGACCAGCUGUGGAAGCUCUCCUGGCAAAGAUGCUGGUAGUUUACUGCUCUUAAAUAUGCACGACAGUGUGACGGCUACCCCUGUCAGAGAACAUGCCCCACCUCAGGAGGCGACUGGCUUCCCGCCACACCCUUCAGGUACGUCGCCUCCAGCCGGCAUGGCCAGCAAGGGCCAUUCACCUGCCAGCAGCACCUCGAGUAACAAAGUCACUCUGGGCAGUCCUAAAGGAGAUCCCGAGGUCACCAGCCCAGUUUGCGGUGGGGCAGAGGUUAUGUCAGAACCGGCAGAGCCCUCACCCCAGCGUUCUGACUCUGCGGCAGGGCCGACCACCGAGGGCAAUGCCGAGGAUGGGACAGAAACAUUUCAGUGUCAGAUAUCAACAGUGACCUCUGAAGUUAUAAACGUUCUGAUCAAUAAGGAUCAGAAUCUUGUCAUUGAGAAGGGGGACCACUGGACCAUCAUAAAUGGGGUAGCUCUCAUGCCAAAUGUGGACCAGGUCAUACUGUGUGACACUCCCGAAGACAUCCCUGUUUCCCCAGAUCGGGGAGGCCUGGGAUCUGGCUUCAUUUCCAUUACUUCCAUAGAGAAGUCCCCAGAGACCGAGCCCCCUGACCCUCCAUUUCAGGAGCCCCAGUGCGGUAGCAGCCUGUCCUGUGCCCAAGAGGAGAUUUCUAGCAGCAGCCAGAGCACCAACUUUGAUAAGAGUCGUUUGCGCAACAGGCCUGUCAAACCUAGUGUGAGGAUUAGUUCUGAAAUCUACGAUCAGAAUUUUGAGUCUCAGCCUGUUGCAUCUGAUCACACAUACUUUAACUCAAAACUAGAGCCAUUCAGCAAAAAUAAGAAUCGAUCGAAGAUUUCAAACAAAGAGCCGUCAAACAAGCCAGCAAAGGCAUUGGCAUCAAGCCGAGUUGAAACUACUCAGAGUGAAGGUUCUCCGUCGUUUUCAGGGGAAAGAGAGAACACCAAAACUCUGAGAACUCAGACGCAGACCAUCCUAGCCAAUGCUGACACGUCGACGCCUACAGACUGUUCUGAUACUCUGAGUAAAAUCCGGCAAGAGGUGGGGCCCCCCCUGCCACCCUUGCUCGCUCCUUUGGUCGCUACACCUCCAAGGACUUCGCAACCAGUUUCUCCUCUGAUAGCAGCUUCCUCUCCCUCCUCACCUACUUCUCCUAUUGGCCAGAUGUCCCCCUUAUGUGAAAUCCCAGUGCCUCCAAUGAUGUCUCCUUUGCCGGAAGAGCCGGGCUGCCCCUCUCCCCCAUGCACAUCCCCGUCCCCAUCCACCGCACCAGCGGGUGAGAGGAUAUUGUCGUCACCCUUGCAGUUUUGUGCUGCAACCCCAAAGCACGCUCUCCCUGUGCCUGGCCGCCUCCCCACCUUGGCAUCUGCACACACUGCUGUGGCCGGACCCCAGGAAAACUCCGUUAAAAUCCUUGACACCAUGUACCCAGAGUUGUCUGCUAGGGCCCGCACCCUCAACAUCCUCAAAGGAAAUAUCCAGCUUACUCGAGGUACACCUGCGGACCUUAAGAACUUACCAGGGCCGGUCAGCGCCAUAACAGGAUUCAAGGCAAUCACAUCGACCUCGACCGCCUUUGUUAAGACGGGGGGCAGCGCAGGGAGUGACUGUCAUCAAGAUAAGUGCAGAGAUGGGGGGACUCGCCAGGAUGCAGGUGUGAAAAGGACGUUGUCCACAUCCACACCGAGGAGUGCCAAAAGAUUGCGGCUGGACAGUGGGUCCCCAGAACCAGAGAUGGGGGGUGCCCCUGCAGAAGUCGCCAGCAAGCCCCCUCGGAGGAACCCCUCUCAAGCUGAAGGCAUGACAACAGAGGAAGAAAGUUCUCUAUUGACUGUCAGUACGGUUUCACAGUUGCCUCCAAACCCAAAAGAAACUGUAGAGUCUCACGACAAAGCCAUAGCUGAUGCACUGAAGAAGAUCGCAGAGUCGUCUUUUGAUCUCUUACCUGUCAUUCGGAGUCACGUCUAUGUGGGAAACAUCUCCAAAAAGCCCGUAAUGAGAGAUCAAGAAAAGGAAGUUGUUUAUGAAUUUAGCACAACCAAAAAGCAUUUAGCUGAGUGCUUGCUUCACUCGAUUCUCUCAGAACUAAAAAUUCAGAAGAUAUCUAUGGAGCGUAAUUACAUUCAUGCCCUCUGCAGAGUGUAUGUGGGUAUUUGUCGGCAACUUGGGGACUUGGAAAGAGCUCGCUUGUUUUGCUACAGCCUACUUAAGGAAGAUUUUCCAGAGUCUGAAAAAUUGACUUUGUUCAUUGCAAACAUGUGGCAUGAUAUAUUUAUUUCCCAAUCGGUGAUUAAUAAGGCAAUGCAGUUGGUUGCCAGGCAACGUGCUAAAGGAGAGGUUCGGAACUGUUUGAGAGCCUUUCUCAACUGGGAAAAGAAUGCUCCUGUGGAUGUGGGUUUCAUGGUUUCUAAGCUGCUUUUGACCAUACAGUUGUGUCCAAAAACAGAAUUUCAGUCCAGUGAAAAAUUUGGUGAAGACUUAAGUGAUAACACUUGGGAGUACAUAUUUGCCAUUGAUCUGCUUUGUUGCCAUCAGAAGUGGAUUUGGACACAUGAUAACAUUAUAAGUAAAGAGCUGUGGCCUGUAAUGGAUAAGUGGAUAAAAUACAGGAAAGGACACGCGAACAUCGCAUAUAUUCCUGAUAUUAUUAUAGCAUCGAUACUGAGGCUGAUUGGUCGUUUAGGCCAGCUGGGCUUGAAGGAAGGCUUCCCAUCUGCUGUGAAGAAUAUUAGUUCUGUGAUUGGUAUGUUCAUACAGCACGCCCAGGAUGAAGAUAUACCAUGGGGCAUCCAGCUGGCGGCUGUGUACGCUCUCUGUGAUUUGAGUCCCAGCAACCCAGCGGAGAUAUCCAAGAUCCUGGAAGCCUGGCGCAAAGAGACCGCGCACAGCGUGCCCUCCGCAGUGCUCAGCUGCCUGGAGGAAGUCAGCUCACUGUGCGCAGAGGAGGUCGGCUAAGCUGCGGCGUGCCACUGUGUCUAGAGAAGUGCCUUUACAUAUCUUGAGUACAAAUAGAUGAGUCUGCUCACAGAGCACAAACAGGUUCCAAAAGGAAAGACAUCGAAGAGAGACAGUGCCCAGAGGCUCUCCUCUCACUGUGGCGAGGAGACAGAAGCCAGCCGUGGCAGGGCUGCCUUUCCCCAAACCGCAUACAUUUCACUUAAGGCUGUUGUGAUUCCAUGACAUGUGGGUUGUAGUAUUGUGUCCUUGGUCAAACAACAAAAACUUGAACUUAGCCCUUUUUGCUGCAGAAAGUGUCCUUUUAGUCGCUUUUUAAAAUUGAGUGGCAUUUUAUAAUGAAUUUAAUAUAAAAGCAUUGAUUUGAUUCCUUAGCUAAUUUUGGACUUUGCGCUGAAAUGAUUGACUUAGGAGAAAAAGUAAAUUGGCUAAGAAAGAGCUAGAAGACCUCCACUGUCUUAGCUGGAAAUGGGCUACAGAAUUGUUUCUCAUGGUGUAGCGGCUUGCACCUAGUCAGAGGAAAACCCGGCAGAGCCUUAGAGACCCAUUCUAGUGCAUCUUCUUCCUGUCUCUGCAGUUCCUUAAAAGUGUCACUGUAUCAGGACAAGGGGAGCCGAAGAGUAGAAGUUCACUUGCAGGGUUUGUGUCAGCGACAUGUAUAUAGACGAUUCAGAGAUGUGCGCAGGCUCGUCUCUGUGUGUGCCGUGUACAUAUGGACAGUGCUAUAAUGUGUUUCACAUUUGAUGAUAUUCCACUUUCGGAAUUUUAGUAUUUGUACAUAGAAAAUGGGUUUAAUAACUCACCGUGGGUCUGAUUUGUCUUAUAUUCAUCAUUUCUUAAAACUCUUGUAUGUGUUUUUUAUAAUAAAAAAUAAAAGUAAGCCAUGCACA
Messenger RNA from Nyctereutes procyonoides (raccoon dog), 7919 nucleotides. It is a transcript of the gene ICE1, whose product is annotated as interactor of little elongation complex ELL subunit 1. The coding region runs from base 226 to 7029 and encodes 2267 amino acids. The record is from RefSeq and is a predicted model, not a curated record. NCBI's taxonomy places the organism in Eukaryota, Metazoa, Chordata, Mammalia, Carnivora, Canidae. The transcript has 19 exons.